Ectocarpus siliculosus is the source of this 666-nucleotide messenger RNA. Lineage: Eukaryota; Phaeophyceae; Ectocarpales; Ectocarpaceae. The record is from the annotation of a GenBank genome assembly.
AUGGUCUCUGCCGGCGCUUCUACUGCCGCUUGUCCCGCGGCUGGUACAGCUGCCGCCGCGACCGCCGCUGCCGCUGCCGCGGGUUGGACCGAAGGAAUUUCUAUGCACAGCGAUGACGGGGGCGCCGGCCGUUACCGACGCGUCGUGACGCGAAGGUCCUCAGACACGGCGCGCCCGGCGGUGGAUCUGGGUCAGAAGGAGCAGGCAUGGAAGAGGUCGGAGCGGACGCACCUCCUCGGCAGGGUGGAGCUCCAGCGGGAGAAGGCCGCCGCGCGGGGGGUCGGCAGGCUGCAGGCAGGCCGGGGUCGCGGGCUAGCUUCGGCCGGGAGCGUCAAGUCUAGGAGCGACUCCGGGUCAAGCUGCCCGGACUCGUCGGCCGUCGCUGGUCCGACGGCGGCACCACGCGGUUUUCCUGCCGAAAGUGAAGACGGAAGGAGGGGCGGCGGGGGCUGCCGCGACGACUCGGAGUACGGCGGCGGCGGGAACGCUGUUACUGUGUCGCCGUCGAGACGGUGCUGUGUCGAAGGGCGCCUAGAGGUGAUGGAAAGGAACGUGACGGCGGUGCUUCGGAGGCUGGACGAGCUCGAGAAGAGGAAGAGCAAGGGCGGCAACGAUGACCGGAGCGUCCAUUCGACGCGGUCGGACCGUCAUGUACACGCGGUUUAG